Hippopotamus amphibius kiboko is the source of this 2752-nucleotide messenger RNA. RefSeq names its product optineurin (gene OPTN). The record is from RefSeq and is a predicted model, not a curated record. The transcript is spliced from 14 exons. Gene Ontology annotation, biological process: Golgi ribbon formation; regulation of canonical NF-kappaB signal transduction; protein localization to Golgi apparatus. Gene Ontology annotation, molecular function: K63-linked polyubiquitin modification-dependent protein binding. Gene Ontology annotation, cellular component: nucleus; Golgi apparatus; cytoplasm. NCBI's taxonomy places the organism in Eukaryota, Metazoa, Chordata, Mammalia, Artiodactyla, Hippopotamidae. The coding region runs from base 208 to 1932 and encodes 574 amino acids.
GGCAGGCGCGGCGGUCAGCUGAGCCGCGCUGGGCGGGGUCGCGAGGCUGCACGUCAGCCGGAGGCUCCCCAGCCCCCAGCCGCCGCCCCCAGCCGGUACCGUGGUCGGCGUCUGCAUCCGGGUCCAGAUCCCUCCCCCAGCGGGCACGAUGCGGAGGAAGCAGUGACCCCGAGGGAGGCCGGAGCCCGGGCGCCGGGAACUGCUGCCAUGUCCCACCAACCACUUAGCUGCCUGACUGAAAAGGGAGACAGCCCCAGCGAAACCACAGGAAAUGGACCCCCCAAUCUGGCUCACCCAAACCUGGACACAUUCACCCCACAUGAGCUGCUGCAGCAGAUGAGAGAGCUUCUCAUCGAGAACCAUCAGCUGAAAGAAGCCAUGAAGCUAAACAAUCAAGCUAUGAAAGGGCGAUUUGAGGAGCUUUCAGCCUGGACAGAGAAGCAGAAGGAAGAACGCCUUUUUUUUGAGACCCAGAGCAAAGAAGCCAAAGAGCGCCUAACAGCACUGAGUCUUGAAAAUGAAAAACUGAAGCAAGAACUUGGAAAACUAAAAGGGAAAACUGAAAGGUCAUUCGAGGACCUCAUUGGGGACUCCAAGGUCCCCAAGGCAGAAGCAGAACAGGAAGUGGAACAGCUGAAGACCCAGGUGGCACGCCUUCAAGCUGAAAAGGCAGAUCUGCUGGGCAUCGUGUCUGAAUUACAACUCAAGCUGAACGCAGGCGGCCCCUCUGAAGACUCCUUUGUUGAAAUCAGGAUGGCUGAGGGAGAAGCAGAUGUGGCAACGAAAGAAAUCAAGACAAGUCCUGGGCCCACAAGAACUGAUUCCAUUGACACUAGCAAAUCUGCAGAAGGUGCCAGGAAUUAUUUGGAAUUUGAGGAAUUAACCGUGAGCCAGCUCCUGCUUUGUCUAAGGGAAGGAAACCAGAAGGUGGAGAGACUUGAAAUUGCCCUCAAGGAAGCCAAAGAAAGAAUUUCUGUUUUUGAAAAGAAAGCAAAGGAUCGUUCUGAGAUUGAGACCCAGACAGAGGGGCACACAGAACAAGAGAAAGAAGAGGAGAAAGGCACAGAAACUGUUGGAAGUGAAGUGGAAACGUUGAACCUUCAGGUGACAACCCUGUUUAAGGAGCUUCAGGAGGCUCACACAAAACUCAGUGAAGCUGAGCUAAUGAAGAAGAGACUUCAAGAAAAAUGUCAGGCCCUUGAAAGGAAAAAUUCUGCAACCCCAUCUGAGCUGAAUGAAAAGCAAGAGCUUGUUUAUAAUAACAAAAAGUUAGAGCUCCAAGUGGAAAGCAUGAGAUCAGAAAUCAAAAUGGAGCAAGCAAAAACAGAAGAUGAAAAGUCCAAAUUAGCCACUCUACAGUUGACACACAACAGGCUUCUUCAAGAAUACAAUAAUGCAUUGAAAACAAUUGAGGAACUAAAAAGGAGAGAGUUGGAACAAGUGGAUAAGGCGGUGCUGCAGGAACUGAGUGGAAAGCUGGAACUGGCAGAGAAGGCCCUGGCUUCCAAGCAGCUGCAAAUGGAUGAGAUGAAGCAGACCAUCGCCAAGCAGGAGAGGGACCUGGAAACCAUGGCUGUUCUCAGGGCUCAGAUGGAGGUUUACUGCUCUGACUUUCAUGCUGAAAGAGCAGCAAGAGAGAAGAUUCAUGAAGAAAAGGAGCAACUGGCAUUGCAGCUGGCAAUUUUGCUGAAAGAGAAUAAUGUUUUUGACGAUGGAGGCAGCAGGCAGUCCUUGAUGGAAAUGCAGAGCCGUCAUGGGGCGAGAGCAAGUGACGCUGACCAGCAGGCUUAUCUCGUUCAAAGAGGAGCCGAGGAUAGAAACUGGAUGCAGCAGCAACAACGGAAUAUUCCAAUUCAUUCUUGCCCCAAAUGUGGAGAAGUUCUGCCGGACAUAGAUACACUACUGAUUCAUGUUACAGACUGCAUCAUUUAAGUGUUGACCUUUCACCUCCCCCAAACUGUUGGUAAAUGUCAGACUUUCUUCUUCCAAGAGUUGUACUUUUGUGUUGUUUGUUUCACUCAAAUAUUUUGGCUCAUUAUAUUUAUUUUAGGAGAAAGAACAUUGUUAUGUGCUAAAUAGGACAUUUUUUGGCGCAGUUCCAUAAACUCGCAAAAUUGAAUCCUUAACACACCACUCUUCUGAUAAUAGGUUCAUUUUUUUUUUUAAAUAUUCAGUUGAUGUGAGCACUGAACUUAAACUGUUCAUGCAGGUAGUGAGAGUGUGACAUUGUGGACAGAGUAAACAUGGUAAUAAGAUGGACAAAGCCUCGCGGAUUAAGAACCUUCUAAAGAGGCAGGAAAAAUGAAGUCGUCACAGCUUUCAUCAAGAAAAGUGUCUCUGAAGUAUUUUUAAAUAAAUUAUAUUGUUAUUUUUCUUUAUUCAUUUAAGACAGAUCUAUCUGGGAUUGUGUAUAUAUGUAUAUCUUACAGUUUUAUUUCAGCCAUAGCACCAAAGUUACAAUGUGGCUCUUUUCAGAUGAACCCUGCAAGCUUUUACUUGAUCAUCAGGACAAGUGAAAAAAUACGGACCUACAUGAAGCAGAUGCAUUAGGUUCCCUGGAUUUCAUGUAACCACCCACAGUGUAAAGUUCUUUUUCUUUUGUUGUGCUGCGGGUAUAUGUUUAUCUACUAUACAGUAGAUAGUUUAUUAAUUUCUAAAAAGAAUAGCUAUUAAUUUUGUUCCUGGAUUAGGCUCUAUAUUCAUAAUCACAAAAUAUUUAUUGCAAAAUAAAAUUUUGCUUAUGAAUCUUUCA